GCUACUUUUUUGCCAUCAGAUCAAGGAGCAGGUAACAUGCAGACAAGGAGUGGGAGAUUGAUGCGUAGCUCCUACGAGGACUGUGGUUCCUCUUCGGACCCUCUGGUUCUGAGUGGUAUCUCUGUGGUGCCUGACCAGAUCCUCUUCCCUGGAGACCUGGCUGUGCAGGGAACCGUGUCCGUCAAAAAAAACUUUGACGGACCUAUCAAAGUCAAGGUCAGUAUGAAAUACAAACUAUUUUUCUGGAUUCCUAUUCCGUGUCUGGACAUCAUCCCCGGGUUGCCCAAAAUGGGAACCUGCACAUACGACGACAUCUGUGAGUUGUUCCCGAAGCUGAACAUCUGUCCCCUGAAGAAGGGCACUUACACGGUCGAGGAAACCGUCAAGUUGCCAUCUUUGGACGAUAUUCCAAUUCCAUUUGACUCGGGAACUAUCAAAAUUGAAGCCAAAGCUGAAAACGAAGGCAAGCAAAUUGGGUGCGCAGAGGUCAAAAUCGAUUUCGAACUUACCGAUUAGAUAAUAUCCUAAUCGCAUCUGAAUCACAAAAGGGGAAAAUUUUUUCCUAAACUUUUUAAUACAAACUUUAUUUAUGCUAUACCAAGUCUCGGUGUAAAAAUA
Symsagittifera roscoffensis is the source of this 618-nucleotide messenger RNA. Its product is annotated as ganglioside GM2 activator-like. Bases 37 to 516 code for a protein of 159 amino acids. Gene Ontology annotation, cellular component: cytoplasmic side of plasma membrane. The transcript is spliced from 3 exons. Gene Ontology annotation, molecular function: lipid carrier activity; enzyme activator activity. Gene Ontology annotation, biological process: ganglioside catabolic process; lipid transport. The record is from RefSeq and is a predicted model, not a curated record. Lineage: Eukaryota; Metazoa; Xenacoelomorpha; Acoela; Convolutidae.